This is a messenger RNA of Acipenser ruthenus (sterlet), 5164 nucleotides long. RefSeq names its product extracellular calcium-sensing receptor-like. Lineage: Eukaryota; Metazoa; Chordata; Actinopteri; Acipenseriformes; Acipenseridae. Gene Ontology annotation, molecular function: G protein-coupled receptor activity; calcium ion binding. Gene Ontology annotation, biological process: detection of calcium ion; intracellular calcium ion homeostasis; G protein-coupled receptor signaling pathway. The record is from RefSeq and is a predicted model, not a curated record. The coding region runs from base 220 to 3333 and encodes 1037 amino acids. The transcript is spliced from 6 exons. Gene Ontology annotation, cellular component: membrane.
GAUGGUCUCCACGUGACAAAUAUCCAACGUGAUUCAGGAGAGAAAAAUCAAAAGGCGUUUCGUUUCAGGACGGUAAAUGGCAGCGAGCCUCAAGCUUUGUUUUCUUUGGUCGUCUUCACAAACAGUAUGGUCAAGAAAGUCAGCAGAACUUGACAAAGGUUCCCUGAGCUGUACAUGUUCUGUUUCCUGAGAUUCUAGAAGCUCCUGGACUGAAAUACAAUGAGGUUUCAUGUGUACAAUCUGGUCCUGUUGGGAUUAACUUGCGUCAUCUCCGAAUACGGUCCAAACCAGAGAGCACAGAAGAAAGGAGACAUCAUACUAGGAGGACUUUUUCCUAUUCAUUUUGGAGUGACGGCAAAAGAUCAGGAUUUAGCAUCAAGGCCAGAAUCUACAGAGUGUGUGAGGUAUAACUUUCGAGGAUUCCGCUGGUUGCAAGCUAUGAUAUUUGCUAUUGAAGAAAUAAACAACAGCAGCACCCUUCUCCCAAACAUCACCCUGGGCUACAGGAUAUUCGACACCUGCAACACUGUGUCCAAAGCCCUGGAGGCCACCUUGAGCUUCGUGGCUCAAAACAAAAUCGACUCCCUGAACCUGGAUGAGUUCUGUAACUGCUCAGAGCACAUCCCCUCCACCAUAGCUGUGGUGGGAGCCACAGGGUCUGGAAUUUCAACCGCAGUAGCCAACCUGCUGGGACUGUUCUACAUCCCGCAGGUUAGCUAUGCGUCCUCCAGUAGACUUCUGAGCAACAAGAACCAGUAUAAGUCUUUUCUGCGGACCAUUCCUACUGAUGAGCACCAGGCAACGGCCAUGGCUGACAUCAUAGACUACUUCCACUGGAACUGGGUGAUAACGAUUGCUGCAGACGAUGACUACGGCCGACCGGGAAUUGAGAAGUUUGAACAAGAGGUUAGCGAUCGAGAUAUCUGCAUUGACUUUGGCGAGCUCAUCACGCAGUAUUCUGACGAGGAGCACAUCCAGGGGGUCGCUGACCGCAUCCAGAACUCCUCAGCGAAGGUCAUCGCUGUGUUCUCGAGCGGCCCAGAUCUGGAGCCUCUGAUCAAGGAGAUUGUCCGGCGGAACAUCACUGACCGGAUCUGGCUGGCGAGUGAGGCGUGGGCCAGCUCUUCUCUCAUCGCCCUGCCAGAGUUUUUCCACGUGGUCGGCGGCACCAUCGGGUUCGCCCUCAGGGCUGGACAAAUACCCGGCUUCCAGCAGUUUUUGCAACAAGUGCAGCCCACAAAAUCUUCACACAAUGGGUUCGUCAGGGAGUUUUGGGAAGAAACCUUCGAUUGCUCUCUGGGCGGCAGUUCUGACUCCAAAACCACAGGGCCUUUGACCAGACGUCAUAUGGAACCAUCUCAGAGUGGAAACAAAAGUGUGAACGUCAGGCCCCUUUGCACAGGAGAGGAAAACAUCACCAGUGUGGAGACCCCCUACUUGGACUUCACUCACCUGCGGAUCUCCUACAACGUGUAUGUGGCUGUGUACUCCAUUGCCCAUGCCUUGCAGGACAUCCUCACCUGCACCCCUGGGAAAGGCCUCUUUACUAAUGGCUCAUGCGCAGACAUUAAGAAAGUUGAAGCGUGGCAGGUCCUAAAACAACUGAGGCACUUAAACUUCACAAAUAGCAUGGGAGAGCAGGUGGACUUCGACGAGAGUGGGGACCUGCUCGGGAACUACACCAUUAUCAACUGGCACCGCUCGCUAGAAGACGGCUCAGUUGUGUUCGAAGAGGUUGGCCUCUACAACAUGAAUGCUAAAAAAGGGGAGAGACUCUUUGUUGAUGAAAGAAAAGUACUAUGGAACGGAUUUGUCAGAGAAGUGCCGUUUUCAAACUGCAGUAUGGACUGUGAGCCAGGCACCAGAAAAGGGAUCAUCGAGGGGGAGCCUACCUGCUGCUUUGAGUGUGUGGAGUGUCCUGAAGGGGAGUACAGUGAUGAAACAGAUGCAAGCGAGUGCUUUAAGUGCCCUCCUGACUCCUGGUCCAAUGAAAACCACACAUCCUGCAUUCUCAAGCAGAUCGAGUAUCUUUCCUGGACCGAACCCUUUGGAAUAGCGUUGACCCUGUUUGCCGCACUGGGGAUUUUUCUGACCUCCUUUGUAUUGGGAGUUUUUGUGAAAUUCCGUAACACUCCCAUUGUGAAGGCCACCAACAGGGAGCUCUCCUACCUCCUCCUGUUCUCACUCAUCUGCUGCUUCUCCAGCUCCCUGAUCUUCAUCGGCGAGCCCAAAGACUGGACCUGCAGGCUUCGCCAACCGGCCUUCGGGGUCAGCUUUGUGUUCUGCAUCUCCUGCAUCCUGGUGAAGACCAACCGAGUCUUGCUGGUCUUCGAGGCGAAAAUACCCACCAGCCUUCACCGGAAAUGGUGGGGUCUGAAUCUCCAGUUCCUCCUGGUUUUUCUUUGCACGUUUGUGCAGAUCAUGACCUGCGUGAUUUGGCUUUACAAUGCACCCCCAUCGAGCUACUGGAACAGUGAGCUGGAGGAUGAGAUCAUUUUUAUCACCUGUAACGAGGGCUCCCUGAUGGCUCUUGGCUUCCUGAUAGGCUACACCUGCCUCCUGGCAGCUGUCUGUUUUUUCUUCGCCUUCAAGUCCCGCAAACUCCCCGAGAACUUCAACGAGGCCAAGUUCAUCACUUUCAGCAUGCUCAUCUUCUUCAUCGUCUGGAUCUCCUUCAUCCCUGCCUACGUCAGCACCUACGGCAAGUUUGUGUCGGCCGUGGAGAUUAUCGCCAUCCUUGCCUCCAGCUUCGGGCUGCUGGCCUGCAUCUUCUUCAACAAGAUCUACAUCAUCCUGUUCAAGCCUUCGAGGAACACGAUCGAGGAGGUGCGGUGCAGCACAGCCGCUCACGCCUUCAAAGUGGCAGCCAGGGCCACUCUGCGGAGGAAUACGGUGUCGCGGAAGAGGUCCAAUAGCAUCGGCUCCUCCGUCUCCACACCCUCAUCCUCCAUGAGCUGCAAGAGCAAUGCCGAAGAGCCUUCCUCCCCCACAGCGCGGCAGAAAGGCUGCAAGCAGAAGGUCAGCUUCAGCAGCGGGACUGUCACCCUCUCCCUCAGCUUCGAGGAGUCCAGGAAGAACUCUGUGCCCUGCAAGAACAUGAGGAGGAAGAACUCUCUGGAAGCCAAAAACAGUGACGACAGUCUGAUGAGACACAAGGCCUUGCUUCCUCUUCAGAACAGCGAGGCAGGGAGCGACGCCAGCUUCAGGACAGCCAGCAACAACCCGUCUCAGGAGUCGGUCGGGGAAGCCAAAAAAGAAGAAACCCCGAAUUCUGAAGAAACAGCUUCCUUCCCAUCGGUGAACUCUGUACAUUUUGAUACCAACUUUUCUUAAUAUAGCGGAAGAAGAUGGGAAAGACAUCUCCCCGUAGUCCUGAACUGUGUAAAUAAGCUUCUGUUUCUGAAUAUUAUUAUACACAAAGUUCUGCCUUAGAACAACUGUAUUGCUUUGGAUGUUCUCAAAAGGUUUUGACUGAACAGACAAAGGCAGUGUCAUACAUGUUUAAUACCCUGCAGCUGAGUGUAAUAAUCCGAGUUUCAGACCAGGGUUAUCUUCUAUCUGUGGAGGAAACAGAAUAUAUGAUACGUGUAUGUGUGCAGUGCUUUUAAUGCAUAUUGGAGCCAGCUUUUGAUUCCACUAAAAUUCCACUGUUUUAUGACACUAAAAUUCUGGAGGGGCUGCAUGUAAAAAGAUAUGUGGAUAUAAUCCAACAAUCUGACUGGAUAAUAAGCAUUCAAUAAUAUUUUUUUAUUCAUUUCACGAGUAAAAUAACACACUUUGUGAGUAAGUGAAGAUUUUGUGAUGUGAUUGACCAAGAAGGUCAAUCACAUCACGUAUGGUAUUUCAAAGCAGUAUCAAGGGCGAUUCAUUUGUGUUUAUUUGUUUGAUCCAUUUUACAAAAAAAAUCAUAUUUUUUAAGCAAUUUGAGUUUCCGUAUAUACUUGUAUAUAAAGAAUAUUUUUUAAUUAUAAUUGUAUGGGGUUUAGAUUUGAAAAAGUACUGAAAAUGUACUUAUUACAACAGACUGAAUAUUGGCAUUGAUUGUUCUUCAAACAUGAAUAGAUUAGUGCAGCUAAAUUCUCUAUUCCAUCAAGACAAGAUAUGAUUUUGAUGCGUUAUUAAAAUAAUUAAAAUGUAGGGCUUUGAUGGAUUAGAAAAAAAUGGGAUGAUUAAUCUGGUCCACCUGAGUGCGGUAUCAAAAAACAGUGUGGGGAAAAAAUACAUCUUGAAAAAUGGCGAAGGGUACUUCUAAAGACCAGGGCAAAAGGGCAACUGGAAGGUGUGUCAGAAUGAAGAGAGAAAGACUGCAACUUGCAGCAUUUUAUCAUCCGUGCUUUCCUUUCACAGCAGUGCUACAAGUUUAUCGUAUCGUCUUAGUUGCAAGUAAGCUGGGUUUUCUUUUUAUCCAUCAUAUUUCUUUCAAACGGUAGCAGAACAUGAACAGUUACUGUAUAUAGCAUGCAAUCAAUUCUUCAGCUAACCUAAAUAAAAUAGCACUCAGUAAGUUACCUUUGUUAGCCUGAAACAUGAAAGCUUACAGUGUGUAGAAAAAUGGAUCUGUUAAAUAGAGUAUUGAAGGUUGUUGUGCAACUGGUAAUUUACAGUAAUAUAUAUAUAUAUAUAUAUACACUCUUUUUGUUAAUAUAUACAUUCUUUUUGUAUGUUUAAUCUUUUUCUUUUAGACAUGGCAUUUAGCUGAAGGAAACACAGGCAGGCAGUACAGCUAAAAGAAUGUCAGGUCACUAAAAGGGAUUACUUGUAAUUGUCUUUUAAUACAGUUUCAUGUCAUGAGCAAACAAGUGUGAUUAAUCGAUUAAUAGAUUGUAGAUCGGAUGAUUAAUCAGUCAAUAAAUGUCAAGAUUAAAACCACUAAUUAAAUGUAAUGCAUACAUCAACAGUUAAUAAGAAAUGGUAUAUAUAUAUAUAUUGAUAGUGUAUUCUCAGUAGGACCUCCUGGUAAAUUAGCAUUGGCAUUUUGAGCCUAAAAGUUGGUAGUGCAGUAGUUUACAAAUAUACAAAUCCAAGGAAAGAGACUGAUAAAAUAUGUUAGUCCACAAUGUGUAUCUGAACUACAGGGGUGAAAACCAGUUUCAUUUUCUAUGUAAAAACAUAUCAUAAGCACUCCAAAACCAGAAAACAUGCUGUAAAUACACCUUUCAAAGCU